AUGCGCUGGGUCUGGGCGGCCGCCGCGGCCCUCCUCUGGCCACAGCUCACGCUCCUUGGGGGCGUGAGGGCCCGGCGGGAGCCCAAGAGGCCACGGAAGCCCGGCCAGCACCCCGCAGCCCCCAACGCCACCACGUCCAGCAGCGAGGGGCUACUGGGCUUCCCCAAGCUGCCUGAGGCCUCAGGGCCUGAGUUCACAGAUGCCCACAUGACAUGGCUGAACUUCGUCCGGCGCCCCGAUGACGGGGCCUCAAAGAAACGGUGCCGAGGCCAGGACAAGAAGUCGCGAGGCCCCCCUGGCCCCCCAGGACCCCCCGGUGCGGAAGUGACCCAGGAGGCUGUGCUCCGGGAGUUUCAGGGGAUGCUGAAGGAGGCUACCGAGCGUCGGUCCUCAGCACCGCUGGGCCCGCUGGUGUCCGAGGCCUUCCACUGUCGGCUGAAGGGCCCGGUGCUGGUGGACAAGAGGACGCUGGUGGAGCUGCAGGGCUUCCAGGCCCCCGUUGCCCAGGGCGCCUUCCUGCGGGGGUCUGGCCUGAGCCUGGCCUCCGGUCGGUUCACGGCCCCGGUCACCGCCAUCUUCCAGUUCUUUGCUAGCCUGCACGUGGACCCCAGGGAGCUGCAGGGCAGGGCCCGGCUGCGGGCCCGGGACACAGUGCGUGUGCUGGUCUGCAUCGAGUCCCUGUGCCAUCGCCACACGUCCCUGGAGGCCAUCUCCGGCCUGGAGAGCGGCGGCAGGGUCUUCACGGUGCACGUGCAGGGGCUGCUGCAGCUGCAGGCGGGACAGUACACCUCCGUCUUUGUGGACAAUGGCUCCGGCGCAGCCCUCACCGUCCAGAGCAGCUCCAGCUUCUCCGGCCUGCUCCUGGGCACGUGAGGGGCCAACGGGCCGCAGGGCAGCUGCCGCAACCCUCACCCCGCUGCCCUCCGGUAAACCUGGGGUCACAGCAAUAAAGAGCCCCCAGCCCUUCCUGUCGCCUGGUCGC
Molecule: messenger RNA, 982 nt
Organism: Aethalodelphis obliquidens (Pacific white-sided dolphin)
Lineage: Eukaryota; Metazoa; Chordata; Mammalia; Artiodactyla; Delphinidae
Gene: C1QTNF12
Product: C1q and TNF related 12
Exons: 8
Coding region: 1-873 (290 amino acids)
Biological process (GO): positive regulation of insulin receptor signaling pathway; positive regulation of D-glucose import across plasma membrane; negative regulation of gluconeogenesis
Molecular function (GO): hormone activity
Source: RefSeq, a predicted model, not a curated record